CCGGGUGGGUUCGCACAGGUGGCUGCGGAGGUUCCAGGUCUUGAGCUUGAGGCACCGCAGAUGUUCAGGUGGGAUUCCCAUCGCAAUAAGAACCAUUAUCCAUUUGGGAGGCCAGACGGAGCAUCAAGGAGAGCAACUUCUAUGUAGCAAACCUUAACAGAAUGUGAGGACUUUUCAACAAAAACUGCCUCUUAAGAUUGUGGGAUUAGUGACAUGCUUUCCUAAAAAGCAGCAGAGUUGAAGAUGUCUCGACAGUUGGUAGCUUUGACAGUGACUACGCUUUUCGGUGUGGCAGUCGGGGGGUUUGUCCUGUGGAAAGGCAUCCAGCGCCGGAGGAGUAGAUUGAGCCGUGGGACCCAGCAGCAGAAGCAGCUGCAGCAGCAGCAAGCUCCAAGCAGGAGAGAGCUGCCCCCUCCAGAGGAGGACCGGCUGCACUCCACUGCCCCCAGAGCCUCAUGGGAAGAGAGGAUCCUUGAUGCCAAGGUGGUGACUGUGUCUCAGGAAGCAGAGUGGGAUCAAGUUGAACCCUUGCUUAGGAGUGAGUUACAAGAUUUCCCAGUACUUGGCAUUGACUGUGAGUGGGUGAAUUUGGAAGGCAAAGCCAGUCCUCUGUCACUCCUUCAAAUGGCUUCCCCAAGUGGCUUCUGUGUCUUGGUUCGCUUGCCCAAGCUGAUCUGUGGCGGAAGAACACUACCAAAAACACUGUUGAAUAUUUUGGCAGAUGGCACUAUUUUAAAAGUUGGAGUAGGAUGUUCAGAAGAUGCCGGCAAGCUUCUGCAGGACUAUGGCCUUGUUGUUAAAGGGUGCCUGGACCUCCGCUACCUAGCCAUGAGGCAGAGAAACCAUCUGCUCUGUAAUGGGCUCAGCCUGAAAUCGCUUGCUGAGACCGUUUUGAACUUCCCCCUUGACAAGUCCCUUGUACUUCGUUGCAGCAACUGGGAUGCUGAGGAUCUCACAGAGGACCAGGUAAUUUAUGCUGCCAGGGAUGCCCAGAUCUCAGUGGCUCUCUUUCUCCAUCUUCUUGGAUACCCUUUCUCUAGGAAUUCAACUCUAGAAGAAAGCGAUGACCUCACUGGGUGGAGAAAGGUCUUGGAGAAAUGCCAGGAUGUGGUAGACAUCCCAUUCCGAAGCAAAGGAAUUAGCAGAUUGGGAGAAGAGGUUAAUGGGGAAGCAACGGAAUCUCAGCAGAAGUCAAGAAAUAAGAAGUCUAAGACCGAUGUAACAGUGCCAGGCAACCACCAAGGGAGAGACCCCAGAAAACAUAAAAGAAAGCCCCUGGGGGUGGGCUAUUCUGCCAGAAAGUCGCCGCUCUAUGAUAACUGCUUUCUCCAUGCUCCUGAUGGACAGCCCCUGUGCACUUGUGAUCGAAGAAAAGCUCAGUGGUACCUGGACAAAGGCAUUGGAGAGCUGGUGAGCGAAGAGCCUUUUGUGGUCAGGCUACAGUUUGAACCUGCAGGAAGACCUGAAUCCCCAGGAGACUACUACCUGAUGGUUAAAGAGAACCUGUGUGUAGUGUGUGGCAAGAAAGACUCCUACAUUCGGAAGAACGUGAUUCCGCAUGAGUACCGGAAGCACUUCCCCAUCGAGAUGAAGGACCACAACUCCCACGACGUGCUGCUGCUCUGCACCUCCUGCCACGCCAUCUCCAACUACUAUGACAACCAUCUGAAGCAGCAGCUGGCCAAGGAGUUCCAGGCCCCCAUUGGCUCCGAGGAGGGCUUGCGCCUGCUGGAGGAUCCCGAGCGCCGGCAGAUGCGUUCUGGGGCCAGAGCCCUGCUCAACGCCGAGAGCCUGCCUGCUCGUCGGAAGGAGGAGCUGCUGCAGGCUCUCAGAGAGUUUUAUAACACAGACACGAUCACGGAUGAGCUGCUGCAAGAGGCUGCGUGCCUGGAGACCAGACCUCCUUCUCCAGGAGUGCAGAGGAUUUUUAAUGAGAAGUUCAUUCCGCACGGGCUGAAGGUGGUGCAGUGCCACAGCCAGGGCGGGCUGCGCGCGCUCAUGCAGCUGGAGAGCCGCUGGCGCCAGCACUUCCUGGACUCCAUGCAGCCCAAGCACCUGCCGCAGCAGUGGUCCGUGGACCACAACCACCAGAAGCUGCUCCGGAAGUACGGGGAAGACCUCCCCAUCAAGCUGUCAUGAGAGCUGCUGUCCUCCCAGGUUAGGACAGCUGGGAAGCUGGAGCCCAGGUGGAAGAGUCACCUCUGCCUGUUUGAAUUCGAUGUUAACUGCCAGUGCCUGUGGCACGACUCUGAAUACUAACCCAUACUGACCCCAGGGUGCUUCUGGCGCAGCACGGCUGUUAUUUUAAGGGGAGCCCAUGGUUUUGAAUUUUAGCUGGGCAGAGUGAAAAUUCUUUUUUUCUCCCUUUAUUUUAUUUUUGUGGACAAGGAAGGCCUUGAAGUUAUUUUACUCUUUCUCUCCGCUUUCCCUGUGCAGGUGGUAAAUGAAGGGUCCCCCCUGAAGUGAUUUGUCAGGACUCUCUGGCUUCUGAUACAUUUCUUUCCUCUUCAGUGUGUUGACUUCUCUCAGGGUGUCAGGUAUUGUCAGGUCAGGAAGGGGAAAAGUUCCUCCAGGGGUUGGAGAUGUGAACAAGGGUGCAGAUUCAUUUUCCCAGUUCAGCCUCAUAAUGAUAAAUUCUUUGGCUUCAUGCUGCCCCACAAUGCACCUGUUUGGGAUCCAUCCCAUCUGAACCACUUCAGUACAUUUCACAUGCUCGAGAACGCUCCCUGGAGUGCCCAGGACCAAAGCAGCAACUUCCUGCCCUGCACUUCCACCCUCACGCUGGAGGGCGUCCUUUUCUGGAACUGGGUCUUCAGCCUGGGUGGGGCAGAGAGGAGGCCAAGCACCAUCUCCCAAGAGACCUUUGAAAAUUCGCUUGGCUUUUCCUUUCAUGCUGUUCAUUGCUUGUUGCAACCCUCUUGCCCAUAACUGCAAGGUUUUUAGCUUAAUCCCUUUCUGAGAGGAAGAUUAUCUUUUCUCAGAAGCAGUAUCAGGUCCCUUCAGUGUUUCGUGUUCCAUCAGAUUGCAGUACUGACCCCUUCUUAGCGUUAAUUCUCUCUGGGAGUCAUUUGGUCAGGUUGCAGUGUGAAGAUUUCCCCAUCUCCUCUCACACCUGGGACACUGAGGUUAAUUAAUGUGUUUAGAUGUUCAAACCAGUGGUGUUUUUUAUCUUUCAAAAUGUGAGGUCGACACUUGAAGCAUGAAAUCAACUUAGUGAUUAGUAUUUUUUCUAACGUAUUAGGAAAACUUUCUUAACUUCAUAAGAUUGUAAUGAGCUUAAAGAAGAAUUUUAAGGCCAGAAUCGAACAAGAUUCUGUUUUGAUAUUGUGCCCACAUUGGUAAUGAUUGCUCUAAUAUUGAUAAAUAAAACUUCUAAGCACAAAACUC
Artibeus jamaicensis (Jamaican fruit-eating bat) is the source of this 3387-nucleotide messenger RNA. RefSeq names its product exonuclease 3'-5' domain containing 2 (gene EXD2). Bases 244 to 2139 code for a protein of 631 amino acids. Gene Ontology annotation, biological process: nucleobase-containing compound metabolic process. Gene Ontology annotation, cellular component: nucleus; cytoplasm. The record is from RefSeq and is a predicted model, not a curated record. Gene Ontology annotation, molecular function: nucleic acid binding; 3'-5' exonuclease activity. Lineage: Eukaryota; Metazoa; Chordata; Mammalia; Chiroptera; Phyllostomidae. The transcript has 12 exons.